AUGCAGGUCCCUUCCCCCAGAUGCAACAUGGCAGCAGCCAUGGAAACUGAACAGCUGGGUCUUGAAAUCUUUGGAACGGCUGAGAGCGAGGAGCAUGCUGAGGCCGAGGAGCAGCCAAAACCGGAACCCUUCUAUGUAGAGAGAUAUUCCUGGAGUCAGCUUAAAAAACUGCUCACAGACACUAGGAAAUACCAUGGCUACAUGGUGGCCAAGGCUCCUCAUGAUUUCAUGUUUGUGAAGAAAAAUGACCCCGAAGGACCCCAUUCAGAUAGGAUCUACUAUCUGGCCAUGUCUGGCGAGAACAGGGAGAACACGCUGUUCUAUUCGGAAAUUCCCAAAACCAUAAACAAAGCUGAAGUCCUAAUGCUUUCCUGGAAACCCCUUUUGGAUCUCUUUCAGGCUUCCCUAGACUACGGGAUGUACUCCCGCGAAGAAGAAUUACUGCGAGAGAGAAAGCGCAUUGGGACAGUCGGAAUUGCCUCUUACGAUUAUCACAGAGAAAGCGGCACCUUUCUGUUUCAGGCUGGCAGUGGAAUUUACCACGUAAAAGACGGCGGCCCUCAUGGGUUUACUCAACAGCCCUUAAGACCCAGUUUAGUGGAGACCAGUUGUCCAAACAUACGGAUGGAUCCAAAACUGUGCCCAGCUGAUCCAAACUGGAUUGCGUUUAUCCAUAGCAAUGACAUCUGGAUAUCUAAUAUACUAACCAGAGAAGAAAGGAGGCUAACCUUUGUCCAUAACGAAUUGGCCAACCUAGAAGAGGAUCCCAGAUCUGCUGGGGUAGCUACUUUUGUGCUUCAGGAGGAAUUUGAUAGAUAUACUGGCUACUGGUGGUGUCCGAAUGCUGAGCCAACUGUCACCGGAGGCAAAAUUCUUAGGAUUCUUUAUGAAGAAAAUGAUGAGUCAGAGGUGGAAAUUAUUCACGUCACAUCGCCCAUGCUGGAGACCAGGAGGACGGAUUCCUUUAGAUAUCCCAAAACAGGUACAGCAAAUCCAAAGGUCACUUUCAAGAUGUCUGAAAUAACAGUUGAUGCUGAAGGAAGAAUUGCAGCUGUCUUGGAUAAAGAACUAGUGCAGCCAUUCGAGAUCCUGUUUGAAGGAGUCGAGUAUAUUGCGAGAGCUGGAUGGACUCCAGAAGGAAAAUAUGCCUGGUCCAUCUUGCUGGAUCGCUCCCAAACACGGCUACAGAUAGUGUUGAUCUCCCCUGCAUUAUUUAUCACAGUAGAAGAUGAUGCUAUGGAAAGACAGAAACUAAUAGACGCCGUGCCUGACUCUGUUACGCCACUUAUUAUUUAUGAAGAAACAACAGACAUCUGGAUAAAUAUCCAUGAUAUCUUCCAUGUUUUCCCUCAAACCCGCCAAGAUGAGAUAGAGUUUAUUUUCGCCUCUGAAUGUCAAACGGGGUUCCGGCACCUGUACAAAAUCACCUCGGUUUUGAAGGAGAGCAGAUACAAGCGAUCAUGUGGCGGUCUCCCUGCUCCAAGUGACUUCAAGUGUCCCAUCAAAGAGGAAUUAGCAAUUACCAGUGGAGAAUGGGAAGUGCUUGGUAGACAUGGUUCCAAUAUUCGCGUGGAUGAAGCAAAGAAACUGGUGUAUUUUGAAGGCACAAAGGAUUCCCCUUUAGAGCAUCACCUGUACGUCGUUAGCUACGAGAAUCUCGGAGAGGUGAAGCGACUGACGGACCGUAGUUUCUCUCACGCCUGCUCCGUUAGUCAGGACUGUGACAUGUUCAUCAGUAAAUUCAGUAACCAGAAGAACCCGCACUGUGUGUCACUGUACAGGCUGACUGCUUCUGAAGAUGAUGUUGCUCACAGAACGAAGGAAUUCUGGGCCACGAUUCUAGAUUCGGCAGGUCCUCUUCCCGACUAUGUUCCCCCAGAAAUCUUCUCCUUUGAGAGUUCCUCGGGCUUUACGCUGUAUGGCAUGAUGUACAAACCUCACCACCUACAACCCGGGAAGAAAUACCCCACUGUCCUCUUCAUAUACGGAGGGCCUCAGGUGCAGCUGGUAAACAAUCGGUUUAAAGGAGUCAAGUAUUUUCGCUUGAACACGCUGGCCUCACUGGGUUACGUAGUUGUUGUAAUUGACAACAGGGGGUCCUGCCACCGAGGGCUUAAGUUUGAAGGUGCCUUUAAAUACAAAAUGGGUCAAAUAGAAAUUGACGACCAAGUGGAAGGGCUGCAGUAUUUAGCAUCCCAGUAUGACUUCAUUGAUUUAGACCGAGUUGGCAUUCAUGGCUGGUCCUAUGGAGGAUACCUGUCUCUGAUGGCAUUAAUGCAGAGGUCAGACCUCUUCAGGGUUGCCAUUGCUGGAGCACCAGUCACACUGUGGAUAUUCUAUGACACAGGCUACACAGAGCGUUACAUGGGACACCCUGAUCACAACGAGCAGGGAUAUUAUCUAGGAUCAGUGGCCAUGCAAGCGGAGAAGUUUCCUUCAGAACCGCACCGUCUGUUGCUGCUGCAUGGUUUCUUGGACGAGAAUGUUCACUUUGCACACACAAGUAUAUUGCUGAGUUUUUUAGUGAGGGCUGGAAAACCAUAUGAUUUACAGAUUUACCCUCAGGAAAGACACAGCAUAAGGGUCCCCGAGUCUGGAGAGCAUUAUGAACUCCAUCUACUGCAUUAUCUGCAAGAGAAUCUUGGCUCUCACAUUGCUGCACUGAAGGCAAUGUAAUUGUGACCUCUGUGGAACUCUGAUACACUGGCUGCUUAACCAAAUGAGGAAAUUGAUCUUUAGAGAAAAUAGAACAGAAUGUUGCAUUUUGGUGCCUGCCACAUCUGCACACACGCACACUUUUUUUUUUUUUUUUUUUUUUAAAGUAAACUAGGUGCCAUACAAGGAAACUACAGUACAAUGGCCUAAUAAUUUUUAAAAUGGAAAUAAAAUCAAAUGUCUGUGGCACGCAGCAGUACCAUGCAAAUUCUUUUGGAAGAAGCUGAAAAUUCAGUAACACAUUUCCACCACACCAUAUCUUCACCAUUUGAAAACAUUGAGCUGUGCGAGUCUAAUUGGUGUAUUUUUUUACAGUGUGUUUCUCAGUUUCGUACAACAAGGUAAUAUUGGAUGAUUCGCUCGCAUCAUGGCAAAAAUCUGUCUGGAUGGUUACAACUUGGAUAGCAUUUAAAAAUGUAAUGUGUAAUAGUUUAUGCUUCGUGCAAGGGAUGUCUGGCUCAUUAGGAAUUAGCUGCAUAUUAGACACAUUAUAUAACCAGAUGUUGGGGAUAAUUAUUUUUAAAAAGAAACACUUUUAGCUGCCUCCUGAAGUUUAUAAUUUGGUUUUAACUAAGAUCAGGCCAGUUUUUUCAGUGAGCUCAUCUCUGUGUAGUACAAAUCUUGCUGCUUUUUUCUUUUGUAGUGUGAUAAACAGUUUGCACCUGAUUUCACACAGGGAGGUGGAAAAUGUAUUUUACAAUAACAUGGGCAGAAGAGUUAGCCUUGUAUUCUGAGAAGCAAACUAGAUUUAAGCCAAACAGCUGAAACUUUGUAUAUUUCUCAUAUUUUAAAAAUACAACCUAUUCCCAUGGACUUUCACCCUAUGUGCAUUUUGGGGCUGUUUUCAAAAUACUUUCCUAUCUCAGUGGGUGGGUGUAUAAAUAUUCCCCCACUAAGAUUUUAAAAUUCCAACACCCAAGUGCAAGUGUCCACUGGGGAGUUGGUAAGAUGGGGCCUAUCAACACUACAUUGAAGCAAUGCAAAUUGUGUUUUACUAAAUUUUUUGUUGUCAUUAUUCUAGCAUUAUUCUCAGAUCAGUGUUGAGAAAGUUUAUUGUCCUAGUCACCCUGCUCCCCUAUAUAUACAUAUACAUACACAGACUCCAUCACCCUUGAGUCGUCUCUAGCACUGCGGUGUAGCAUGGUCAUAUGCUGUCCUCCGAGAGAAACCCUUGUCUGUGUUGCUUAAGGUAAUGCUGCUAGAAGCUAGCACCCUGCAAUAUUAAAAUCACAUUAAAGCACGAUUUUCUUUGCUAGUGUGGUUUUAACUGUGAUAUGGACUUGGCUGAAAAACGUGAAGUGUUUGAAAAGACUUUUAACUUUCAAAAUGUUAUUUAAAAUAGAACUCCAUAGUCAGAUUAUUACUUUUAAACCAGAAAACUCUGCCUGGGGUUUCUGUGUUAGCUUCCCAUAAUUUUUAGGUACUUUCUUUUAAAAAACCAAGAACUUUUUCCCUUCUAUUUUGAUGCUACAGAGGGAGAAGCAGAGCAAGAUUCUCUUUUCAUCUUUUGAAAUCUGGAUGCCCUGUGGCUUGUGUUCCUACUUGAAAUACCCCAAAUAUUGUAGCAAUGUGCUUUAAUAACUUUUGUAGGUGUAUGAAUGAUCAGCAGACCCUAGAACUCUAACAUUUAAAACAAUAGGCCCUGACCUUGGUGUUCGUGACACUAGUAUUAAUUGGGAAUAACUCCACUGGAAUCAGUGGAAUCACCUGGAUAGAAGAGCUGUGUAAGAGACAGCAGAAUCAGGUCCAUUGGCUUAUGCUAAAGGUAGUCAAAGCAAACACACUUCCUGUAAGCAUACACCUUUUUUUUUUUUUUUUUUUUUCUUCCCACACCCCACACAAUUAUUCUGAAUUGGACUGAUGAUAUUUAAAGUCCUGUAAUUUACACCAUCAGCAUAUGGAAAAUAGGUUUAUAGGUUUUUAUUUUGGGGAACUGGGGGAAUGGAAGGAGGAAUGGAACUGGGGGAAUGGAAUACCUACACUGUCUUCUCUGUACCAACAAUAGCUAAUUAUUGUAACUGAAGUGAAUUCCCUUCAGAAAAAGCGGGCGUUUUCAGCCAUCCUAUGGCAUGUGCUGUAGUUAGUAUUUACAGACAAGCUGGUACAUUGAUAAGCUUGAAGAAUAACAAUGUGCCAGUUAGUAUAAAAACUACAAAUUUGUUACUAUGGUAUCCCACCUGGUUCUUUACGUAUUUAUGCUGUAGUGUAUAUAUACAUAUAUCUAUGGGCAUGUCUACACAGCAAAAGAAAACCCAGGGCAGCAAGUGUAACAGCCCAGCUGAACUGACUCAGGCUUGUACUGCAGGCUAACAAUAGCAGUGUGGACAUUCAGGCUUUGGACUCUGGGACUCGCACCGCAGGUUCUUUUGUUGCUUUGUAGAUGUCCCCUGCAUCGGUCCGUAUAUACGUAUAUGUAUAAAAUAACACGUGGAUGGUAUCACAUUUUCCAAGGUUGUUUAUAUUUUGUUCAAUGUUAAAUUAACUGGCGUUUGGGGGUGUAUUUUUGUUCCUCCUCCAGAGAUUCUCUCUUGAAUAUAAAUGUAUAUGAUUCUGAAGUAAAAAUCGAUUCUUUUGUACAAAGCGGCCUCUAUGGAACAGUGCUUACAGCAAAGGAGGCAUUAAAUGCGAUUCUGGUAAUCAAAUCUAGAUUUUGGUUUAGCACUGAACAUAACAUUGCUUACAUGUAACUUUUUAAUAAUGCAUUCGCUCUUUAUUUUAAAUAUGUCUUAUAUAUAUAUCAGAAAACUAUUAAAGUACCAAGUAUGU
Emys orbicularis (European pond turtle) is the source of this 5481-nucleotide messenger RNA. It is a transcript of the gene DPP8, whose product is annotated as dipeptidyl peptidase 8. Gene Ontology annotation, molecular function: serine-type peptidase activity; dipeptidyl-peptidase activity. NCBI's taxonomy places the organism in Eukaryota, Metazoa, Chordata, Testudines, Emydidae. Gene Ontology annotation, biological process: proteolysis. The coding region runs from base 1 to 2676 and encodes 891 amino acids. The record is from RefSeq and is a predicted model, not a curated record. The transcript has 20 exons.